Molecule: messenger RNA, 1018 nt
Organism: Cuscuta campestris
Lineage: Eukaryota; Viridiplantae; Streptophyta; Magnoliopsida; Solanales; Convolvulaceae
Source: the annotation of a GenBank genome assembly
AUUCAUCCCUGUCGUUCGACCAAGACGGCGUUGCGCAAGCCAGACCUUCGCCUCCUCGCCGCACCAGCCCCCGCUCAAUCGCUGCGCAGCCCAACGCCACGUCGCCACUCCAGGCCUAUUUUUGGGGCAUUACAUUCCCGGCCAUGAUGGCCCAUUAUAUGCAGCACAUGGCGCAGCAUAUGCCCAUGUUCCAGCCACCGCCGCCACCGCAGCCGCGCAUCAUCACCUUCAAGACAUUGAAGGAUAAUGGAGCGGAAGAGUUUCGAGGAGACAAGAUGGGGGAGCCCCAGAUUGCGUUGGAGUGGCUUGAGCAGAUGGACUGGGUGCUCAAGAAUUUGAGAGUCCCUGAUGCAGAUCGCUCAGAGUUGGCGUCACAGAUGUUCCGGAAGGGAACAUAUGAUUGGUGGAAGCGUAUUGACCAGGAUCCACACACGCCCAAGCCUUGGACUUGGGAUCGGUUUGAUCGAGCUUUCACGAAGGAGUACGUCCCCGCCCGGUACCGCGAGGAGAGGCGCGAUGAGUUUGUUGCGCUAAAGCAGGAGGGGAUUUCACUGCGUGAACUGAGACAGAAGUUCGACUACCUGUCCCAGUAUGCGACGAGUCUGGUCUCCACUCUAGAGGAUCGUUUGAAUGAGUUUGUCAAGAAGCUACGGCCAGACCUGAGGCCAUACGCCGCGCUGAUCCCGAUGACAGAUUUUAAUGCGGCGUAUGAUUUGAUUGUGAAAACGGAAAAGAGCUUGGACGAUUUGCAGGCGAGGAAGAAGGAGGAUUGAGCGACGAAAGACCCGCGACCCGCGGCCAGUGCCGGGCCGAGCAGGAAGAGUUCUGGAUUCGAGGGAAAGAGGUACGAGAAGGGCUCUUCGAGUGCGCUGCCGCCUAAGAGGAGUAAGUCAAAGCCAUCUCCGUCGGCCGCCGCUAGCAACGCGAUCAGAACGAAGAGCCACCCAUAGUGUGUAUAGUGUGGUAGGCAUCACCCGGGUGAGUGUUGGCUCACCCAAGGCUUAUGUUUGGGUUGUGG